Cercocebus atys (sooty mangabey) is the source of this 3604-nucleotide messenger RNA. RefSeq names its product methylenetetrahydrofolate reductase (NAD(P)H) (gene MTHFR). Gene Ontology annotation, cellular component: cytosol. The record is from RefSeq and is a predicted model, not a curated record. Lineage: Eukaryota; Metazoa; Chordata; Mammalia; Primates; Cercopithecidae. Bases 707 to 2800 code for a protein of 697 amino acids. The transcript has 12 exons. Gene Ontology annotation, molecular function: FAD binding; methylenetetrahydrofolate reductase [NAD(P)H] activity. Gene Ontology annotation, biological process: tetrahydrofolate interconversion.
UGGUCAGGCUGGUCUCAAACUCCUGGCCUUAGGUGAUCCACCCGCUUCGGCCUCCCAAAGUGCUGGGAUUACAGGUGUGUUUUUUGUUUUUUUUAGAGAUGGAGUCUCACUAUGUUGCCCAGGCUGGCCUUGAACUCCUGGACUCAGGUGAUCCUUCUGCCUCAGCCUUCCCAGUAGCUGGGUCACUGUGAUGAUUUUAAUUGAAUUCUGUGGUGUGUAAGAAGACCAGCCUGCAAGGCAAGCACAGAUGGGGCAGCUUUUGUUCUGAGAAAUUCGUGCCCUUACUGAACUUGGGUCUGGCUAUUUUUGGAAUAUGGCCAGCGUCCAGUUCUAACCCACGACACGGUCUUUUUGGAGUAGCAUGAACUCAGGACAAAGCUGGCUGCAUAGUCAAACCCUCACCCCUUCCAUCCUGCGCACACACUGUUUCAAGUAACAGAUGUUCCAGGCAGAGCCAGCCAGAGUGAGCUGUUCCUCAUCUCCACCAACCCCUGCAAUCUCUGCCCGAGUCCCCCUCCUUCCAUCCGCCUCCCCUUACUAGAGUCUCAGCCCUUCCUCCUCGCCUGGAAGUCUUGCCCCCGCCCCCUUGUGCUGGCUCGAGCUCAGGCCUCUUCCUUUGUCGCAGCUCCGCCCAGUUGAACACACCCACCCGCUGGGGAAGGUGCCUCUGUUCCCUCCCCACGCACUCUGGGCCUAGCUGACAGAGAUGGACCAUCGAAAAGCCAGGGUCCUCCCAGCUGGGCACUACUGCCCCUCACUAGGAAUAUGGGCCUCGCAGGCUGGCAGUGUGAGGUUCUCUGUGGCACCUUCCAUCAGCAGGAACCUGGCCAUGGUGAACGAAGCCAGAGGAAAUGGCAGCCUCAACCCCUGUUUGGAGGGCAGUGCCAGCAGUAGCAGCGAGAGCUCCAAAGACAGUUCGAGAUGUUCCACCCCGGGCCUGGACCCCGAGCGGCAUGAGAGACUCCGGGACAAGAUGAGGCGGCGAAUGGAAUCUGGUGACAAGUGGUUCUCUUUGGAAUUCUUCCCUCCUCGAACUGCUGAGGGAGCUGUCAAUCUCAUCUCAAGGUUUGACCGGAUGGCGGCAGGCGGCCCCCUCUUCAUAGAUGUGACCUGGCACCCAGCAGGUGACCCUGGCUCAGACAAGGAGACCUCCUCCAUGAUGAUCGCCAGCACCGCCGUGAACUAUUGUGGCCUGGAGACCAUCCUGCACAUGACCUGCUGCUGUCAGCGCCUGGAGGAGAUCACGGGCCAUCUGCACAAAGCCAAGCAGCUGGGCCUGAAGAACAUCAUGGCGCUGCGGGGAGACCCCAUAGGUGACCAGUGGGAAGAGGAGGAGGGAGGCUUCAACUACGCAGUGGACCUGGUGAAGCACAUCCGAAGUGAGUUUGGUGACUACUUUGACCUCUGUGUGGCAGGUUACCCCAAAGGCCACCCUGAAGCAGGGAGCUUUGAGGCUGACCUGAAGCACUUAAAGGAGAAGGUGUCCGCGGGAGCCGAUUUCAUCAUCACACAGCUUUUCUUUGAGGCUGACACAUUCUUCCGCUUUGUGAAGGCAUGCACCGACAUGGGUAUCACUUGCCCCAUCGUCCCCGGGAUCUUUCCCAUCCAGGGCUACCACUCCCUUCGGCAGCUUGUGAAGCUGUCCAAGCUAGAGGUGCCACAGGAGAUCAAGGACGUGAUUGAGCCAAUCAAAGACAAUGAUGCUGCCAUCCGCAACUAUGGCAUCGAGCUGGCUGUGAGCCUGUGCCACGAGCUUCUGGCCAGUGGCUUGGUGCCAGGCCUCCACUUCUACACCCUCAACCGCGAGAUGGCUACCACAGAGGUGCUGAAGCGCCUGGGGAUGUGGACUGAGGACCCCAGGCGUCCCCUGCCCUGGGCUCUCAGCGCCCACCCCAAGCGCCGAGAAGAAGAUGUACGUCCCAUCUUCUGGGCCUCCAGACCAAAGAGUUACAUCUACCGUACCCAGGAGUGGGACGAGUUCCCCAACGGCCGCUGGGGCAAUUCCUCUUCCCCUGCCUUUGGGGAGCUGAAGGACUACUACCUCUUCUACCUGAAGAGCAAGUCCCCCAGGGAGUUGCUGCUGAAGAUGUGGGGGGAGGAGCUGACCAGUGAAGAAAGUGUCUUUGAAGUCUUUGUUCUCUACCUCUCGGGAGAGCCAAACCGGAAUGGUCACAAAGUGACUUGCUUGCCCUGGAACGAUGAGCCCCUGGCAGCCGAGACCAGCCUGCUGAAGGAGGAGCUGCUGCGGGUGAACCGCCAGGGCAUUCUCACCAUCAACUCACAGCCCAACAUCAACGGGAAGCCGUCCUCUGACCCCGUCGUGGGCUGGGGCCCCAGCGGGGGCUAUGUCUUCCAGAAGGCCUACUUAGAGUUCUUCACUUCCCGUGAGACAGCGGAAGCGCUUCUGCAAGUGCUGAAGAAGUACGAGCUCCGGGUUAAUUACCACCUUGUCAAUGUGAAGGGUGAAAACAUCACCAAUGCCCCCGAACUGCAGCCGAAUGCUGUCACUUGGGGUAUCUUCCCCGGGCGAGAGAUCAUCCAGCCCACCGUAGUGGAUCCCAUCAGCUUCAUGUUCUGGAAGGACGAGGCCUUCGCCCUGUGGAUUGAGCAGUGGGGCAAGCUGUAUGAGGAGUCGUCUCCAUCCCGCACGAUCAUCCAGUACAUCCACGACAACUACUUCCUGGUCAACCUGGUGGACAAUGACUUCCCACUGGACAACUGCCUGUGGCAGGUGGUGGAAGACGCACUUGAGCUUCUCAACAGGCCCACCCAGAAUGAGAGAGAGACGGAGGCUCCGUGACCCUGUGUCCUGACGCCCUGCGCUGGAGCCACUCCUGUCCCACCUUCCUCCUCCACAAUGCUACUUCUCUGGGAAUCCCACUCUCCUUCAUGUCUCCCCCACCCCUGGCCUCCACUCCCCCACCUGACGAUGGCAGCUAGACUGGAGUGAGGCUUCCAGGCUCUGGCUGGACUUGAGUUGGCCCCACAUGGGAACCUAGUACUCCCUGCUCUAGCCAGGAGUCUGUGCUCUUUUGGUGGGGAGCACUUCUGUCUUGCAGAGAACCACAGCGGGUGGCACCUCCUGAGAAGGCGAGGAGAGUGGUUGUUGCCAGCUAAGCCCUCGAACCAAGGCAGCCUCCUGAGCCAGCCUGGGACUCCCGGUGAACUUACACUUGGAGCCUGUGCAGUACAGGCAAAACACGCAUGGGCGCCAGGCACUGGUGGCAUCGUAGAAGAGAUGUGGCAAAGUGCUGUACCCUUCCACCUCCUAGAGGUGGGCAGCUGGGCCCCACCUACUUGUGAGUGAAGGGCCAUACCACUGCCCUGCCUGCCCGCUUAGCCGUCCAUGGCACCAGCCCCCUGGAUGGGCAUUGGGCUGACACCUACCAUGCUGCUUUCUGGCACAGUUGUCUAUUCUGAGCUUUGAGAGAAAAAGUACCCCUUAAGGGUUGACAGCAGCAGUCUGAACCCUUGUGCUUGGUGGGGGUCGUGGCCUUCCCCUUUUCCCUGGCUGUGGAGGCCUAAGGCUACCCCGUUCCCUGUCAAAAGCCAAGAUGAGAUUCACCAGCACAGGGGCCCCAGACCUGCCUGGGGCUGUGCAGCA